Impatiens glandulifera is the source of this 507-nucleotide messenger RNA. RefSeq names its product transcription factor MYB77-like. The coding region runs from base 1 to 507 and encodes 168 amino acids. The transcript has a single exon. The record is from RefSeq and is a predicted model, not a curated record. Lineage: Eukaryota; Viridiplantae; Streptophyta; Magnoliopsida; Ericales; Balsaminaceae.
AUGGCGACCACUAUGAAGGGUGCAUGGACCAUGGAAGAAGACAGGAUUCUGGUGAAGCUGGUUCUGCGUCACGGCGCUAAGAACUGGCCAACCCUGAGCAAGUCAAUUGAGGGGCGAUCGGGGAAAUCUCUUAGGCUGCGCUGGCUCAAUCAUCUGUCCCCGAAGGUGAACCGCAAUCCAUUCAGUCCCGAGGAGGACCAAAUCAUCAUCCGAACCCAUGCAAGAUUGGGAAACAAGUGGGCUACUAUCGCCAAAAUGUUGUUAAAUGGAAGGACAGAUAAUUGUGUCAAAAACUACUGGCAUUUCAGCUUGAAGAAGAGAUUGCCCCCCAUUGUUGAUCAACCCCAAGAACAGGAAAAUGACCGCCCGGAGGAACGACCAACUCUUUCUGCAAAUCUGCCAGGAGGGUCGGACACCGAUCCUUCAACUUCUUUGACGCUUGCACUGAUCAGGACUGUGGACAGAGAACCAACAGCCGCAGCCGCAGCCGUUGGCGACCACAUUUGA